CCUAUGAAGGGAAGGGAGAGAGCAGUCCAAGCGUUGGAGGGGAAGGAUCGCUCACAGUAGCCAUGGCGCUGCACAAAGACUCCUGCGUUGAGCUCAGCGAUGGGCACAAAAUGCCAGUGCUUGGGUUUGGCACCUACGCCCCCCAGAAGUUCCCCAAGAGCUUGGCAGAGGAGGGCACCAAAGUGGCCAUUGACGUUGGAUACCGCCAUAUUGACAGUGCAUUUUUCUAUGGGAAUGAGGAGGAGGUUGGACGGGCGAUCAGGGCAAAGAUUGCGGAUGGUACCGUGAAGAGGGAGGACGUGUUCUACACUGGGAAGCUCUGGUCCACGUUCCAUACCCCCGAGAGGGUCCGGCCAGCCCUGGAGAAAUCCCUGAAUGAUCUUCAGUUGGAUUACAUGGACCUUUUUAUCAUUCAUAUCCCUGUAGAGCUCAAGCCUGGAGAUGAUCCCUUGCCAUUGGAUGAAAAUGGGAAAUUUAUUUACCAUAACACGGACAUUAGAGAUACAUGGAAGGCUCUGGAAAAGUGCAAAGACGCAGGGCUGGUCAGAUCCAUCGGGGUGUCCAAUUUUAACCACAAGCAGCUGGAGCUGAUCCUCAAUAUGCCUGGGCUGAAAUAUAAACCCGUCUGUAACCAGGUGGAAUGUCACGUCUACCUGAAUCAGAGCAAACUGCUGGAGUUCUGCAAGUCCAAGGACAUCGUUCUGGUGGCAUUCGGUGUGUUGGGGUCCAGCAGGGAUGAAUCAUGGAUAGACCCAAACCUUCCUGUGCUCCUUGAAGACCCCGUGUUGAAUGCGAUCGCUAAGAAGCACAAUUGCACCCCGGCUCAGGUAGCAAUGCGGUAUCUGCUCCAACGAGGAGUCAUCGUCCUUGUGAAGAGCUUCACCCCAGCCAGGAUCCAGCAGAACUUCCAGGUUUUCAACGUGCACUUGGAUGCUGAAGACAUGAGGAACGUUGAUGGAAUAAACAGAAACCUGCGCUACGACUACGCACCCAUGUGGUCGGACCACCCGAAAUAUCCGUUCCAUGAGGAAUAUUGACGGAUACGAUUCCCGACUCUCAGUCUUUGCAUUGAGCAGAAGAUCCACAUUUGUUACUGCCCGGCCCGAGCUCUAAGGUUUCAUGGGGACUAGGGUGACAUUUCUGGUUGGGAGGCUACCAACACAAAGCUUUGCUCUCCUUUGGGGGACUUAUUGUUAUAUGUGGACUUGAGGCAGUUGGUUUCUUUUUAUGGGGCAAGUUUAUCAUUGCCAUGAAUUGUCCUCUACUAUUCUAUCCAUUGCUUGGAAAUUAAACAAUAAAAUAAAACACAGGCCAAGCAUCACCAUCAGUCUCCCUAA
This is a messenger RNA of Xenopus tropicalis (tropical clawed frog), 1337 nucleotides long. It is a transcript of the gene akr1c8, whose product is annotated as aldo-keto reductase family 1, member C8. The transcript is spliced from 9 exons. Gene Ontology annotation, molecular function: oxidoreductase activity. The record is from RefSeq and is a predicted model, not a curated record. Bases 63 to 1037 code for a protein of 324 amino acids. Lineage: Eukaryota; Metazoa; Chordata; Amphibia; Anura; Pipidae.